CCUUUUCUUCAAUGAAACAGUGAGCAGAGGGAGAACCCAGCCGGGGAAAAUAGAGGGGAAAGGCUGGGGAGUGGUUUUGUUUCGCUGAAAGUAACUUCAGCAUUUCUAAAUAUUUGAUUUUCUUUAUUUUUCUCGCCGUAUUCCCGCUAAGGAGGCAACUCGGCAACCAUGAAAUACAUUAUUGGCAUCGGAGGUGUCACCAACGGUGGCAAAACCACCCUGACCAACAGGCUCAUCAAGGCGCUGCCCAACUGCUGCGUGGUCCAUCAGGAUGAUUUCUUCAAGCCACAAGAUCAAAUAGAAGUCGGGGAAGACGGCUUUAAACAAUGGGAUGUGUUGGACUCCCUGGAUAUGGAGGCGAUGGUGAGCACGGUGCGGGCCUGGAUGGAGAACCCCGUCAAGUUCGCCCGUUCGCACGGGGUGAACGUCACACCCGGCUCUAAAGAGCCAGCCUCCAAAGAUACCCAUAUAUUGGUCAUUGAAGGCUUCCUGCUUUAUAAUUACAAGCCGCUGAUAGACCUGUUCGACAUACGCUACUACUUGGCAGUUCCAUAUGACGAAUGCAAGAGGAGGAGAAGCACACGGAGCUACACGGUUCCCGACCCCCCGGGUCUCUUCGACGGGCACGUCUGGCCCAUGUACCUAAAGCACAGGAAGGAGAUGGAGGACGGCGGUGUCGAUGUCGUUUAUUUAGACGGCCUCAAGUCUCGAGACGAACUUUACAACCAAGUCUUUGAGGAUAUUCAGAACAAGCUUUUAAAUCGCUCAUAGGUCUUUGGAGACCCUGCAAAGACCCAUGUACAGAACGAUGUAAAUAGUACCGAGCAGUCGCAACGAGGGUUUAUUUGUGUAAACUCUUCUUACGCUGUCCUUUGGAAACUAUCUUUUGUAUAUAAUUGAAGAAUGAAGAUAACUUAUUCGUGACUCUGAUGGAUGGGAUUGGUUUGCUUGUGGCUUUUUGUUUGUUUUUUAAUUUUCUUAUUUUCUAUUCCACUGGCUUAAACACAACUCGGAACAUGCAUUUUUAUAAUGGAACAAGUAGGGCCAUGUUGGGAAAACUGACUCUUCUGCUUACGUGCUUCUGCAGAUAUUAAAGCCUUUAUGUGAUGGCUUGUUUGUAAUGUCAUCUCUUACAUUCAGUAAAAAUCUAUUCUUUUUCUUUU
Molecule: messenger RNA, 1163 nt
Organism: Columba livia (rock pigeon)
Lineage: Eukaryota; Metazoa; Chordata; Aves; Columbiformes; Columbidae
Gene: NMRK2
Product: nicotinamide riboside kinase 2
Exons: 8
Coding region: 169-771 (200 amino acids)
Cellular component (GO): cytoplasm
Molecular function (GO): ribosylnicotinamide kinase activity
Source: RefSeq, a predicted model, not a curated record